AUGGCGUCCGAGGUUUUACCCCCACCAGCCGACGACAUCUCGUUGCUUUACCUCUUCGGCGGAGACAAGCCAUGGCACGUCCACGACUGGACUGCUUCCGACGAUAGGGUUCGGGGCGGCAAGAGCCAGAGCUAUCUGGAUCUCCCGGCGCCAGACCUUGCCUCGUUCCACGGCCACCUGGACAUUACGGCCUUGGGCGGCGCCGGCUUUGCCUCGCGGCGGUCUGUCGACCCCCGGUCCUGGGACCUGUCCCGUUGCCAGGGGCUGCGGAUCCGGGUUGCCGAGAACGACGGCAAGAGGUACACUCUCGUCCUCAAGGAUGAGGUCCCUCCCAGACGCCCGGAUGGCAGAGAGCAGAGCACUGUCAGCUGGGAGUAUGACUUCAUCCUCCCCGACGCCGAGGCCUGUGUCGACAUCCUGUGGGGCGACUUCAAACCCACGUACCGGGGUAGACAGGAACGCGAUGCUAAGCCCUUGCGCCUGGAAAACAUCCGGAGAAUAAGCCUUAUGAUGCGAAGCUUCUUCGGACAACAACAUGGGCCCUUUCGGCUUGGCCUCCAGUAUAUUGCGGCGGUCAAGUCCGAUAACAAUUCUGACCCCCGCUAA
Durotheca rogersii is the source of this 606-nucleotide messenger RNA. Its product is annotated as NADH:ubiquinone oxidoreductase complex I intermediate-associated protein 30. NCBI's taxonomy places the organism in Eukaryota, Fungi, Ascomycota, Sordariomycetes, Xylariales, Xylariaceae. The record is from RefSeq and is a predicted model, not a curated record. Gene Ontology annotation, biological process: NADH dehydrogenase complex assembly. The coding region runs from base 1 to 606 and encodes 201 amino acids. The transcript is spliced from 3 exons.